Penicillium odoratum is the source of this 2004-nucleotide messenger RNA. RefSeq lists its product as uncharacterized. NCBI's taxonomy places the organism in Eukaryota, Fungi, Ascomycota, Eurotiomycetes, Eurotiales, Aspergillaceae. The transcript is spliced from 2 exons. The record is from RefSeq and is a predicted model, not a curated record. The coding region runs from base 1 to 2004 and encodes 667 amino acids.
AUGGCCUCAAACUCGACCCAACAUCCUCCUCCUUCGCUCGGUGACCACAACUCUCAAUCAACCUCGAAUGUCCAGCUUGACCCGAACAACACUUAUUCGGCAAGCGAUAAUCAGCUUGCAGGCUUGGUGGAAGCUGCGACCGCCGCGGCAGACCAAGAUCAGGACCUAUCGCAUUGGGCUGCCGCUGCUGCCACCGCAGUUAGCCAUCAACAAUUAGACGGAUAUGGCGGAGACAUUCAUCUUGGUGAGGAUGGGUUUGGCGACGCGAAUUUUGGUGCGGGUAUGGGAAGCGGGAGACAUCUGAGGGUCCCAAACGAGCAUUCCCAGAGCCCGGGGCUUUCUCGCACCGUGUCAAAAAAACGAAAGCGAAAUGAUGACAACCUCGACCCUGCUUUGACAGGAACAGACAUCUCUGGGUCUCAGCAAAAUGCGCAAGCAUCACUGCCACCUUCACAUGGGUACUCCGGCGAUGGUAUGGAUAUCCGUUCUGUGCCGCAGAGCUCUAUGAAUGAAGCUCGUAUGGCUGGCGUACACUCUGCCGCUGCGCUUUUCCGUCAACCUUCCAGCAAUAAGAAGUAUACUCGUCCUCCAAUGUCGAAGCUUUUCGCGUCCCUUGAAUUAUCGCCGGAAAACUUCCUUCAUCUUCAAGCUGCAGCGAAGGCAUAUAUGCUUAAUGAUGAGCAUCCAGACCGACGAGAUUGUGUUGGGCAGCGAGGCAAAGGAGAUACAGAAAUGGUCAAGCUGCGUUUGUGGAACUGUGUUCGACACUUUCUCGAGGCUGAGGGUAAUGGUGCUCGGUUCUUUGGAGAGAAUGUAGUCAACGAGGGCAUGGGUCCAAGAACUCACACAUGGCCUCGUGAUCAGCAGAGAAUCAUUUCGCUUGUGAUCCCCUUGUUGCGAAGAAUGGUGACAAACGAGAGACAGAGACAAUAUGCUAUUGAAAGCCGUAAAGGUGGUGGUACAGAUGAUCGUCGGCGACGUCAAACCAAUGACGGUUUCGAGCGUAUGACUGAUCGUAUGAAUGGUCCCGUUGUGCCCCUUUCGCCGGACAACGUAAUUCGAUAUCACAAUCAGGAUCAUCGACCCGGCGAUAUGGAACAAACAAUGCCACCUGCCCCGUCGGUUCAGACCCACCCCCAUCAAGGCCCCGUUGACUCUACUCAUGUUGUGGAUCUUGGUCUCACUGACCUUUUCUUGGACGGAUACACUCUUAACUACGACAUUGCCAAGUCCUACGAAUUAUACAACCAAAACUUUGAGUUGGAUAGCUUGUGGUCCUUGUCCGGUCUUCAGCAACCAGACUGGCGUGGCCUUGUGGCAGCUGUUGAUAGUCACUACCGGAUUAUUCACGACGGUGAAGCAUCAUGCCCGAGUCCUUGCGAGGAUGCGAACAUCAAUCGCAUAAUUCAUGCAGACUCCACAGCAGGUCUUCACUGGCGCAUUGGAGGAGAAGGACACUCCCCGGCACGUGAUGAAUUUGCUAGCAGCAUCACCCGUGACGUGUCGAGAAUUAUCCGUGAGAACAUCGUUCGACGAAGCCAUGAAACCGGUCACGACGGUGGCCCGAUUUCGAACCACCAAUUUCACCAGCAGCCAUUUGCUCCGCUCCCAUCAACCCAUGUGCACCCACCUACGUCUACAGACCAGAUCUACAUGCGUAUCAACGUGAUCCAGGAUGGCAAACGAAUCCUCCCCCAAUUCGAUCUACCAGCUGACCAGGUGCCCGGCCCCGAGGCAGCCAAGCAGGCUAUCCUGCGCCGCUACUCUGGGCAAAUCCCCAGUCUGCCCUUCCUGCAAGGCUCGGACAGUGAUGAUUCUGUUGCUCAGCAGGCACGAGAGGCCGCAAUGGCAACCUGGAAGGUCAAGGUCUGGCUUCCAGAUGGUCUCGAAGUAUUCUCGAGCGAUAAUGACUGGAACUUUGCCCUCCUUACUGCGAACACUGUGGACUGGAUGGAUCGAAACUUGAAGGUUCUAGUGGAAAUUGAUGGGACCAAUGCCCACUAA